GCAAUACCUCAAGCAAAUUCAUAGAAGUCUGUGAGAGAUCUGCAAAGAGCCAGCAAGAUGUGGCUGAUGGUUUUCUUUUGUGCAUGUUUUCUAAAUGUUUCAUCAGCUUGUGAUUUUGGUCCGUCAUCCCCCCUUGAGACUGGCAUUGUUUGCAGGGUGACAAAGCCGGCUGCCCUGGUGUUAAAUGAGCAGACUGCACAAGUGAUCCAAGCAGCCUUCACACAUGCAUCUUAUCCAGACAUCAAUGGAGAGAAGUCCAUCAGGUUUUUCGGAAAAGUGACCUAUGGUUUGACUAACAUCCAGAUAAGCAAUUUGACUAUUGGAAGUAGUGAAGUGGAACUAAAGGAAGAUGAUGCCGUGUAUAUCACGAUCAAGAACGUGAGUGCAUCCUUCAGCGGGACUCUGAACUAUGGCUAUGGAUCCUGGUUUGUGAAAGGUGGACACGCCAUUGACUUUGACAUUUUUUCCAACACUGAUUUACAAGUGAACACGAAACUAACUUGUGGUAACAACCGUGUUGCAGCAGACACAUCAGAGUGCUACCUGACAUUUCACAAACUUGUAUUGCACCUCUAUGGAGACAAACAGCCUGGCUGGUUAAAGCAGCUCUUUACAGAUUUUAUUUCAUUCACUUUGAAACUUGUUCUUAAAAGUCAGAUUUGUAAAGAAAUUAAUUACGUGGCCAAUUUGCUUGCAGAUUUCAUCCAGGACAAAGCAGAAGACUUCCUGAAAGAUGGUGACAUUGGGGUGGAUAUUUCUAUUACAUCCUUUCCUGUUAUUAAAGCGGGUUACAUGGAGUCACAUCACAAGGGUGUCCUCCUGUACAAGAAACCCUUUGACAUAUCAAACAGCUCACUGUUCUCACCUUCCCUUUUAUCUGAAAACAGAAUGCUAUACUUUUGGUUCUCUGAACAUGUGCUCAAUUCUAUGGCACAGGCUGCAUUUUUUGAUGGUCGUUUAGAGUUGAAACUCACAGGAUCAGAACUUAAGGAUAUUUUGAAAGAUGAUGAUACAGAAUCCAACAAAACAGACCAAAAGAUCUUCAAAGGAGUUUCGCUGAGUAACUCUGUAACACAAAUAUGGAGUCUUAUCCCACCAGAAAUCAGAAUCACCCCUGAAGGGACACUUGUGACAUCAUCAGUGGCUGUCCAACUCAAUUCUACCAAUGACACAGAAUCGUCAGUUGUGGGCUUAUACUUUGAAACAGAUGUUACUGCCACAGUCAAGGCCUCAUAUGCAGAUAAGAAGCUGUUAUUGCACCUUUCUGAUUCUAUAGUUCAAAUCAAGACUUGUACAAGUUCCUUGCAAACAUCUGUGACGGAAGAAGCAAUCAAAGAGUUUCUCCAUAAAACAAUAUCUCUGUAUGGAAUUACUGCUGUGAUGAAGCGUAUGGAACCAGCUUUGACAUCAUUGAUGAACAGUAAAGGACUUCAUUUGUUUGACAUUAUAAAUCCUGAAAUAAUUCCUCAUAAGGGUUAUUUAAUCGUGCAACUGGAUUUCGGAUUUCCUCAUCACCUUCUGGUGGAUUUCUUAAAGAGAUCUCUGUAAAGCCCUAUUAUUGUUUUCAGUAGCCAAUAAAGGUAAUCAAAUAAAUAAUCAGUCCUGG
This is a messenger RNA of Xenopus tropicalis (tropical clawed frog), 1606 nucleotides long. RefSeq names its product cholesteryl ester transfer protein (gene cetp). The record is from RefSeq and is a predicted model, not a curated record. Gene Ontology annotation, biological process: triglyceride homeostasis; phosphatidylcholine metabolic process; cholesterol transport. Gene Ontology annotation, molecular function: phosphatidylcholine binding; triglyceride binding; cholesterol transfer activity. Gene Ontology annotation, cellular component: high-density lipoprotein particle; extracellular region. The transcript is spliced from 16 exons. Bases 58 to 1548 code for a protein of 496 amino acids. Lineage: Eukaryota; Metazoa; Chordata; Amphibia; Anura; Pipidae.